Molecule: messenger RNA, 2007 nt
Organism: Leptopilina boulardi
Lineage: Eukaryota; Metazoa; Arthropoda; Insecta; Hymenoptera; Figitidae
Product: venom metalloproteinase 2-like
Exons: 15
Coding region: 100-1764 (554 amino acids)
Biological process (GO): proteolysis
Molecular function (GO): metalloendopeptidase activity
Source: RefSeq, a predicted model, not a curated record
AUAAAAAAAACGGUAUAUAUAAACUUAUAGAUUGAUGUUUGAUACCACUCAGUCAAAUUUCAACCAACUUUUUCAAUACAAAGAUAUAUUUCAUUUAAGAUGAUUUAUUUGCCAAUUGUAAUUGGCGCAAUUUUUUCACUUUCUGCGGAAUCAUUUAAGAUUCAUGGACAUGAUAAAAGGCCAGAAGUACUUACUUGUACUUAUCCAACAUCAAAUCAACCUAUCGUUUCAGAUAAAAAACAUGAUAUUGUCCCCGUAACUGAAAAAGUAUUUAAUGAAGAUUCUAGCUAUAAAGAAAUUUCAUUUCAUGUAAAGGAUGAAUCUAUAAAGGUCAAUUUACAGCGUAGUGAUGGAGUUUUAGUACACAAAAAUACACGUGUUUGGUUGGUCAAAAAAGAAAAUAAUAAAGUUCAAUUUAAACUUCAGGAAAAUGCUCUUAACAACAUUGAAGCUUAUGUAGAUGAAUCAACUCAUUCUUCAUUUGUAAAAUUACCAGAGGAAAAUGGAUAUUACUUCUACUAUGGUGUUUAUGAUUAUUCUAUUGGCGUGAAAGCUGCACCAAAACAGCAUGCACGAAGACGUCGUGAAGUUGAAGAAAAUAAGACUGUUUCAACUAUUGAUCAUAUUGUUUAUACCUUACCAAAACAAGUAAAUUUUGAUCUAAGAAAUGCUUACACAAGUUUUGAACCCGAUCUAUGUAAUAAAACAUCAGAAUUAGCUCCUCCCGAAACUGUAUAUCCGGAAAUUUUAGUCAUCAUGGAUUAUGCUCUCUACUCACAUUACAAGGGAAAUUUACAAGAGGCUUUAAGUUAUAUUAUUACAUUCUGGAAUGCAGUUGACUUGAAAUUUAGAGAUUUACGUGAACCUGCAGUAAAAUUAAACAUUGCUGGAAUUAUCAUAGAAGAGGAAGAGGCUGCACUUUUGCAUCAUUCUGUAAUACAACAAAAUGGUACAUUUAAAGGAAAAGUAAACAGAAAUUUUGUUUUGGAUGAUAUUGGUACUAAUUUAUAUAACAGUCAUUUGAAAAUUAGAGAAGAUUAUGAUCUAGCUGUUUAUAUGAUGGGAAAUGACUUGGUGACGUCUAAUUUUGAAGAGGAAUUAGAAAAGAGGCAUGGCUUAGAUGGAAUAUUAGGUGUGGCAAAACUCGGAAUGUCAUGUAUUAAGGAUGAUUCCGAAGGUAUAGUUGAUGCUGUUAGCGCAUUUGAGGAUUCAAAUGGCUAUAUAGGAAUCUUGCACGGAAUUCAUGAAUUGGGUCAUUUAUUUGGUGCUUCUCAUGAUGGUGAAAGGGGUAAUAUUGCUUUGGGGCUGCCUGGUGCAGAAAAUUGCAAAACAACAGCAGAAGAUGAUUUCAUUAUGUCUACAAAGCGUAUUGAUGGAAAAAAAUUUUCAUAUUGUAGCAAAGAAGCGAUGCGUAUAUUUUUCCACAAGGAAAGUGCAGAAUGUCUUCGUAAUCCUCCAGUUGUAUCUAGUCAACCAAUUUCAUCGAUAAUAUUACCCGGUAAAAAACUCUCAUUAGAUGAACAAUGUGAGAGUGCUGGAUUCCUUAGAGCUCAUUUUAACGACACGUCUGUCUGCGAUCAUUUGUAUUGCAUUGCAAAAACAACAAAUGAUGGCGUUGAAUAUGUGACAUCUUUGCCAGGAGCUGAGGGUUCCAUUUGUGACAUUGGUUAUCAUUGCAUAAAUGGAAAUUGCAUCAAGAAUGAUAAUACUGACGAAUAUCUAACCUACCGUUAUGUAGAUAAGCGUACUUAUAUUGGAAAAUAAAAAUGUUAAAUAAUAAUAAGUUUGAUAACAUUUUGCAAGCAAAAUGCAAAUUUUAAUUACGUGUGAUGUAUUCUAAAAUUUUCACGGUAUACGAACCGGUCUAUUAUGGGGAGAUUCGCUCAGAACUCUGGAUCAAUCGACAAUCUUCAGUACGACACUGGAAAUUGAGACAGAACAAAUCAUAAUUUUUUCACUAACAUUGAUUUGGUUGAAUCAUAAUAAAAAUAAAGUUCAUAUAAUUAA